UUACGUGGGUUUGUAGACCAGUGUACCGGUAGAUGAUGCUCUUCUGUAAGACGUACAGUCAGAAACUUAUAGAAACUCGUCGAUGAAUGACGAACAGUGUGCGCUCUUAUAAUUCUCAUCACCAUUUAAAUUAAAUCACCCGCUAAUUUUAAAUAAUUAUUGUAAUAAAUAAAUAAAACCGUCAGCUUGAGUCAUAAAAUUUAAAAAUUACGGAAAUGAUAAUUUAUUUCGUUUUAUUAAUUAAUCAUUCAGACGCGGUCAUCGCGGAGAAUGCAAGUGAUUUUAUAUAUAGUAAAAAUAAAAAAAAUAAAUUACGUUAAUAUAAAAAUAUUUAUACGACAAUUUAAAAAUACAAAAAUUAAUUUUCCCGGUUUUCGAUUUUUGACUACGGACAAAUAAUCAGACUACUGCUUUAUCGACAUUUUCUCUCCCGUGUGCGAAAAAUAAAUAUCUAGGGGAUGACACUCUUGUAAAUUUAGUAAGUUUGUGGUUUUUGAUAGUGCAGUAAAUAGAGUAAAAAGAGAUUAUUCGAAACAGAGAGAGACAAGUAGAAGCAGAUAGAUUUUAGAGCGUGGAGGAGAGCAUCACAGAUCGUGUUGGUGUGUCGGUUCGAGGUAUCGCCGCGUGAAUAAAAUACCGGGAGAUCACUUAACCCGACGUGUAUCGCGAGGACAAGUGGCCAAACUUUGUAAAAAUCUUUUUAAAAACCAAUAAUUUUAUUUAACUUUCCUUUAUUUUUAUUUUCGUUGGUUAAAUUUUCACGUGAGUGCUAGAUUUUAACCUUAAAAAUAAAAGUUUUAUAAAUAUUAUUGCGUACGAGUUUGCUAAAAACGCAGUGUAGGAGUUACGUGAUUUCAAGUGACGACGGUUUUAUUAUAUACAAAUAAUAUAUAUUUAUAAUAAAUAGUACGUGUAUAAAUAAAUAUACACGUACAGUAAUAAAAAGGAGCGAUGGGCGACGCGGUGAUUAAAAUGUUUAUGGGAAUUCGCGUAACCGAUCCCAUGGUUAUGGGGACUUUUUUUCUGGGUGCUGCUAUUGUUUUAAUUGGAUUUAUUAUCGGACGACGUUCUAGGACUUGCGAGAAUACAAAUGAGCCUAAAUCCGAUGAAAUAAUUCAAGAACCUGAAAUACAGAAAUCAAUCAACACCAACAACGAACGUAAUAUCGGUGGUAAUAAACGUGCAAAGAAUAAAAAACGUCGCGAGGCUCAGCAAGAGUUCACUCAUUCCUGGGUAGUUGGUACUCUCAAGGGUCAUACUGGACCAGUUUUGGACAUAAACUUCUCCAGUGACGACAAAUUUCUCGCUAGCUGUGCUGAAGAUUGCAGCCUGUUGCCGAAAGAUACGCUGAAGGACAACGUGGACGAAGUGGCAAAUGGUUCCACAAAAUCCUCACCGUCAGUCAUUCAUUGCAGCAAAAAGACCAGCAAGAAGGACACUACAACAGCCAGGAAAAAGAACUCCAGUCGUGUCAACAAACCAGCAAUAAUUCGAAGUUGUAGUAGCGGUGGCAGUAGCAUCAGAAGCAGCAACAGCAUCAGCAGUAAUAGCAACAGCAGCAGCAUGGAGUCUGUUUCUUCAAUAAAGGAUCAGACUGUGUUGAGCCGCAGACAGAAAAAAAAUCGACGUGCAUCUCGCGAUCCAAACCACGUUGAUUAUAAUCAUAUUGAUAAUUAUCAUUACAAUGGCAAUUGUAUCAAGUCAACGCUUUGUCAUUAUCCAUUUCAAUUUACACCUUUGUAUGCAGAUCCAUUUUUUCCAUCACUGACAAUAACACAUGGAAUCCAGAAUCAGGAAUUAGAAUUCACAGAUCAACCAGUCCAGAAUCAGAUGAAUAAUAUAUUUUCGAAAAACAAUGCAGCAUGCAAAUUGAACUACCAUCUUUUCAACCAAUCAUACUACAAUCCUUAUGAGAAACCUCAUCAAAUUGUACGUAAUUCAAUGAAUACAGUUCAGUACAGUAAAUAUCGCGAGUGUUUGGAGUACAUGAGUCAUUCUACGUUGAUAUCUAAACUAAAAACUUUCACACACCCGACACAUUAUUUACAAUGUCUGGGUUAUUUGUACAAAAAAGACCUCAAUAGUACUGGUGUUUCUUUUUUACAUACACCUCACUAUGAAUUGAUAAAAUACUUUUACAGUCAUACUGAAGAAGAAAGAAAAAAAUUCUACUAUAAGCAGCGAAAAAAUUUAAAUGUAAAUGCAAAAAUUUUCAUACCUAAUAGUUUGAAUUAUAAACCAAAAAGUACCACAGGCAUUAGUAAUUCUGUCGAGAGUUCGGAUUUUGAGUCAGAGAGUUCUUCGGACAGUGAAAAAAGUGAAUCUUCAGCGUCAUAUUUACUGUACUCGAAUGAAAAAGUCGACCCAAUGCUGCUGAUCCUGAAUUAUUUUGAAGCAGUUAACAAAAAUAGAAAAAAUACUGCCGAACGCGAAUGUGUAAGAUGCUUCAAAAAAUUCUACAUCGAUCCAACAACUGAUGAAUAUAAUUCACAGGAAAAGUGUACAUAUCAUUGUAACAGUGAAAUGGACUCAUCCCCAAUAACGAACAACAAAGUUCGUAAAUGCUGUCAAAGGCCAAAAGAUUCAAAAGGAUGCAUUGAAGCUGAUUUUCACAUUUGGACUGGAGUGAAACCAGGCGUCAAUGGUCCAUUUCACGGGUACAUGUGUACACAACCUUUGAAAUCUUCAAGCAGUAAUAGACAAAUGCUUGACGUGGUUGCUCUGGACUGUGAAAUGUGCAUCACGAGUAAUGGUUUUGAACCCACGCGACUCACAGUUGUACAAUUAGACGGUUCAACAAUCUACGACGCGUUUAUCAAGCCGGAUCACGAAAUAAUUGAUUACAAUACCCAAUUUUCCGGUAUUCGCGCCGAAGAUCUCCAAGGCGCAAAAACACUGCAUGACGUUCAUCGAGAUUUACAAAAAUUCAUUCAUGCAGAUACCAUCAUAAUUGGACAUGGUUUGGAAAACGAUCUCAGAAAGCUGAAAAUCUUGCACGAAACCGUACUUGAUACAGCAUUUAUAUAUCCGCACAAGUAUGGGUUUCCGAAUAAAACGAAGUUAAAGAUUUUAGCAGAAACUGAAUUGAACCGGACGAUACAAAGCGCCGAACAUUACGCCUACGAAGACGCGAAAGCGGCAAUGGAUUUGGCACUUAAUAAAGUUCUCGAAGAUGUGGGAAAACGAAAAUAAAUAAUUUAAUUAAAAACUUAAUAUUAGUGUGUGGUGUUACGAGUGCUGUUAUAUACAAGUUAAGUGAAGUCUGUGAUACAUUUUAUAUGUAUGUAUACUAAAAGUGAUGUUUACAUUGCCCACCUUUACUUAUAUAUACUUGUCUUCAUAUUGAAGAGACAUUGUAAGCAAGUGUUAUUUUAUGUCAUUUCAAAUUCAACUAUUCACAGUAUUCCAUAACUAACAAAAUUAUUUUCAUUUAUUUACUGCAUAUUACAUACUCAUUUUAUUUGUCAUCUAUCACUCGUCACUCAUCAGAGACUUUUGGAUGUUUAAUGAUAUUAAUAUUGAUGAGAGAUAUUUUAUGUAUAUAAAUGUAUGACUGUUGCGUGAAUGUGGUGAUAAAUUUAAAUGUGAUUUUAAAUCUGUACAAAUUUAUCAUAUUAAUAAUCAUUAUUCGCUUUAGGAUUAUAUUCUUUUUCACUCACUCUUAUCGGCAGCAUAAUGUAUUUAUUUAAAUAAUUGAAAACUAAACCGUAUAAAUCACCACACAUCAAUUCAUCAAAUAAAAAAUAUUCGAUUUUAUUUUUUCUACUCAUAUACGGAAGUAUUUUUGUUUUUAUUUCAAAACAAUUAUUUUUUUUCAAUUUCAACGGCUGUGCGCUUCCAUGAAUCUCAUGUUGCGAUUAUUUAAUUGAAAGGUGAUUUAAAUGGAGAAAAAAACAAUUUAAGAAAAAAGUGUCUUAAAAAUAUAUGACGUAUUGAUUUAUCUUAUUAUUUUUUUGUCUUCCGUUGUAUUACUUCUAUUUUGACAAAGACUUGUUACUUAUAAGUUUAAGUACUAAGCUAUUAUUUAUUAUUUUUUUUUUCAUUGUUUUUAAAUUAUUGUGUAUAAGAUUACGCAUAAACUUGACCGCAAUAUUUAAAAAUUAUCGCGCUACAAUAAUUAAGAUAUUAUCAAGUGUAGAUAAUUAAUGUACGGUCUAUUUUGAUAAUGAAAGUAAUGCUUCUUAAUUACCUAUUUUUUCAUUAAAAUAACGCACUUUCACGUUUAACGAAAAGGAAUUUUUUAAUUUAUAAAUUUUAAUCAUCGUAAUUUAUUAAAAAUACCUCGACUUAUAUAUUUUGUAUAUACAAACGAAUGUGAAUUAUCAAAUUUUGUAAAUUUUAAAUCAAAGAUAAAUCAAUACAAAACGAUAUUACUUAUUUGUAUUACGUAUAAAACUGUAC
This is a messenger RNA of Microplitis demolitor, 4401 nucleotides long. RefSeq names its product transducin beta-like protein 2. Gene Ontology annotation, biological process: endoplasmic reticulum unfolded protein response. Bases 952 to 3192 code for a protein of 746 amino acids. The record is from RefSeq and is a predicted model, not a curated record. The transcript has 3 exons. Gene Ontology annotation, cellular component: nucleus; endoplasmic reticulum. Lineage: Eukaryota; Metazoa; Arthropoda; Insecta; Hymenoptera; Braconidae. Gene Ontology annotation, molecular function: exonuclease activity; nucleic acid binding; protein binding.